GGAAACCCGUGACGAAGACGAACGGCCCAGCAUCCAGUUCCAGUCAGUUUGCAUGAGUGUGGGGUCGGAACGGCACGUUGGCUACUGCAUGGCCGUUCCUUGAUUCCGUUUGGCCAAGUGAGGCCGUAAUUCUACAUGAUGGGGGUGGCAGGCAACCACAAGUUAUCAGAUUCAGAGCGGAAAAACCUCUUUGAUCCCACACCACUCAAGUUUUAUCGGCCUCCUUUAAAAUCUGAUACUAGGGGUCUUACUGAGAAGAUAGCUCAGCUUUUUGUUGGACAAGAGCCUGCUCCAAACCAUAAUAGAAUUAAUAUUUCAGCAAGCUUACCUUCCAAUGUCCAAAGUCCUUCUUCUAAUCAACCCGCUCGCAGAAAAUACUCAUUUUCUGUCAGUCAAUGUGACCAUGGAGAGAAGAGUGAAGAAGACCGAGUGUGUGUUUCAAGACCAACACUUCUAAGUAAGAGUGGUGAAGAUGGAAGAGAAAGGCAAAGUCAAUGCUGGAGGCUAGGUCUAUAUGCCAUUAAAUCACCAGAUUCACAAUUACAAGGCCGACCACCCCUAAUGGCUAGCACUCCAGUUGCUUCAUCUGAUCCAGCACUUAACUGUGAUAUACAACCUAAGUCUCUCAUUACAAAAAAUGUAGCCCUUCACAACCAAAUGACCCAACCUCUGUCCGAUUCUUUGUCAUGUGGUCAUGGAACAAGUGAUACCUCAUUUGAUGAAUCAUUAUCCACUUUUGAAGGAGUUGCCCCCCUCAGUUCUGAAGAUCUUGCGUCAGAGCCUGACUCUUUGCCAGAAAACCAUCGAAGGCGCUUACAUCUGUGCGACGUAGAUCAACGUACUGAAGAUUCUUCAGGAAUAGGUUCACUCAAUUCCAGUAUGCAGAACAGUUCAAGCCACUCUUCUCCUGUGCGUAAAGAAAGAAGCCAUAGCCUGUUACAACUUCCACAGUCAUCAGUUGUGCACUCCAUGAAGGAAUUGAAUCAAACCUCAAGAGGCCUGGAGAACUCACUUGAUUGUUCACUUAGUCAGUCAUCUAAAAAUUCUGUACACAGCUCUACCUCUCCAGUGUCUACAAGGAAAGGUGGGAUGGUAUUGUCAAGAACUGAGUCCAAGAUUUUCCCUAAUUCUCUUAGUAACAGUAUGAGCAAGAAUUCUGACUCUUCAAGUGACUCUGGGACUCCAGGAUCCUCUCCAGGGAAAGUAGUUCAUAGCUGGAAAGCAUCAUUCUCUACCAGUGAAGUUAAGAGACCUACAAGUUCAGAGCUGAAUUUUAAACCAAAUAGUAGUAAAGAGUUCAAGUCUAAAUGGGAUGAUAACUCUUCAAAUUCUUCUAUGGCUUCAAUGGGACUGCCUACAUCCUUUGGACCUAGAAAUACAAUGAAAAGAAAGUCUGUUAAUGUGUCAGCAACCAGUACAGACUUGAAUGAGAUACUAAGGGAGAGCUUUUCUAAGAGAUUUUCAUUUGAAUCUGCUGACUGGCGUUUACCGGACCCUGACACAUUAUUUACAUCAGAGCCAUGGAAAAUUAACCAGUUUCUCAGACAAAAGCAACGGUUAAAUACUGUUAAGGAUGAACUUAAUGAUCUACCUCUACAAGACUGGCAUAAACAUACACGACGUCGAAAUAUUGCUGGGAACAUAAUAUGGCAGUUGAGGAACAAAAUUGAUCCAGAAUUCCCAACCCAAGCAUGGUGCAAGUUCUAUGAAAAUGUCGCAUCAUUUCCACUGGUACCAGUGAAAGCCAUAAAAAACAAAUGUUUGAACUCAAUCCACCUGUGUGAAGCUCCUGGUGCCUUUAUUACGUCUUUAAACCAUUUUCUGCAUGCCAAUUAUGGAGAUGACUUUAAAUUUGAUUGGAGAGCUGUAACUCUGAAUCCCUAUUAUGAAGGCAAUCCUCUUUCUUGCAUGAUAAAUGAUGAUCGUCUGAUUCUGAAAACCCUGGAUAAGUGGCUGUUUGGGGAAGACAACACUGGAGACCUUAUGCAGCCUGCAAACCUCAAGAGUAUAGCAGAAGGAGCCUCUCAGCUUGGCCAAAUUCUUCUUGUCACUGCUGAUGGGAGCAUUGAUUGCCAGGACAAUCCAGCAGAACAGGAGGACAUUGUGUCUUGGCUCCAUUACUGUGAAACUGUAGCGGCCUUGCAGAUCCUCGCUCCAGGUGGCAGUUUCCUUGUAAAAAUGUUCACAUUUUAUGAACAUUUUUCAAUUGGCCUCAUGUACUUGCUAAAUUGUGUCUUCAAAAAAGUUAUCGUAAACAAACCUGUAACCAGCAAGGAAGGCAAUUCUGAAGUAUACGUCGUGUGCCUUGAUUACCAUGGAGCACAUGCAAUUAAACCAUGGCUAGAUGUCCUCUCAAAGCAUUACGGACCGAAGGCUCCACCUACUACUUUGUUCUGUAUGGAUGAUCUGCCUGUUUGUUUUGUGGACCAACUGUACAGAUGUGCUGAUUUCUUUAGAAAGGCACAAACUCGUGUUAUUGAAGAAAACCUUCGAUCCUUCCAUCAUCCAGCUAGACAAGACAACUACCUCAUCGCUAGAAUCCGGAACAGAGUGGCUGAUGACUUCUUUGUGAGAUAUGAACUAAAGAAGCUGGAUCGAAAAUUUUGCCUGGUGGACAAAAGAAAUAUAAAUGGCAUUGCAACACCAAACAUUGAUCCCAGGCAAGAGGAAGGCUCCUUUAAUGAUCGAAGAAAACGUCUGACCCUGAGUCCAGAGGAAGAACUUAAGUACCUGAAAGAUGACCUCAACAAUCUGGCAGUUGCAUGGCCUGGGGAUUUUGAUGUAUUUUGGAUGGAUUUUCCUGAAAACCCUAAAGGCUUCAAAAUUGUCAGGGGCAAACCAAUCUCUAAGGUUCAUAGCUCAAAGUUCUGCCUAGGACGUCUUUUGAAGAUUCGCAACAGGGUUAGAGAAAUAGCACAGCAGCAUUACAAAGUUCGCAUCUCACACAAGGUGUCUUCUGAAAGUGAAACUCGGAGUUUCCCAUGGCCCGAAGAUUCUGAUAGCCCAACAAAGAGGAAAGUCCUUUCAUUGGACUUCAAGAACGAGCUGUGGGCUUCUUUAGAAGAUGGCAGCAACGCCCUAAAUGAGAAAAAUGCAUGCAGAAAAAUUUUGAAUGUCAUUGAAAAUGACAUUUUUAGAGAUUACUGCUUUGAGCUAAGGGGGUAUCCCAUGUUAACUCAGUUUAAUGUUGGAUUAGUUUUCCUCCUUGGCCACUUAUUUGAAAAGGUAGGCUUUGUUCAACCCAAGGGACAAGACAUUCGGGUUCUGUUUUACAACUACCGUAAAUUUAAUCCAGAAAUGAAACGACAUUGGGAUGAUGUAGUUGCGGGUAUGGAACGUGACAGUGAAACAGUUCUAUCCGUAAUUCAGGUUUCUCAGCUUUCAGAUGGCGAUUUCUAUAAAUAUGUCACAGAAAUUAACAAUCUGUGUGUUCUUGAGCAAGUUGAGGACUUGUUGGCAUUAAUGUCAGCUGACUAAUAGACCUUUCCACCUUGGCUAUUUCACCCUUCUUUAUGUCAUCUGAAAACAGUGUAUUUUCCACUGUGUACCGGAAGGUAUUUGAUUGUGAUAUCCUCUAGUUUUUAUCUUGCCACCUUUUUUUGUUUUUCAUAUUAUUAUUUUUCUUGACGCUUUGAUUUAUUUUGCAUGUUCUCAUAAGUGAAAUGUCAAGCUUCAAUCAAUUAAUUCGACUUAUGGUAUUCAUUUUAUUGCAUGAAAAAAUGUUAUUCUAUUUUUUUGAAUGUGGAGAAUUUUUUAGGAUUGAUAUUCGUCCAUAUAAGUAUCUUGAUUUUUGUUAUCCUUGUAAUUGGAAUGUUUAUUGAAUCAAUAAUUUAUAAUGUCUUAAAGCAUGGAAGACAUUGUAUUCUGUUUUGAAUAGACAGAAAUAUUUGACGUAGGUGCAGUUGGUUUGUUUGCUUUGUGUUUUGUUGGCUUACAAAAACAUUUUGUGAAUCAUGUCUAAUGUUAGUCUUGCUUUGCUUUGUACUGAACUGAUACCCCAAAAUCACAUUAUCAAUGUGUCAUCAUAUAAACACCAUCAAUUUAAAGCCAA
This is a messenger RNA of Thrips palmi, 4051 nucleotides long. It is a transcript of the gene aft, whose product is annotated as cap-specific mRNA (nucleoside-2'-O-)-methyltransferase 2. NCBI's taxonomy places the organism in Eukaryota, Metazoa, Arthropoda, Insecta, Thysanoptera, Thripidae. Gene Ontology annotation, molecular function: methyltransferase cap1 activity. The record is from RefSeq and is a predicted model, not a curated record. Gene Ontology annotation, cellular component: cytoplasm; nucleus. Gene Ontology annotation, biological process: 7-methylguanosine mRNA capping. The coding region runs from base 136 to 3477 and encodes 1113 amino acids. The transcript is spliced from 8 exons.